Molecule: messenger RNA, 4050 nt
Organism: Hemicordylus capensis (graceful crag lizard)
Lineage: Eukaryota; Metazoa; Chordata; Lepidosauria; Squamata; Cordylidae
Gene: SELP
Product: selectin P
Exons: 19
Coding region: 105-2924 (939 amino acids)
Biological process (GO): leukocyte tethering or rolling; response to cytokine; heterophilic cell-cell adhesion
Cellular component (GO): external side of plasma membrane; membrane
Molecular function (GO): oligosaccharide binding; sialic acid binding
Source: RefSeq, a predicted model, not a curated record
CAAGAAGCCUGCACAGACAGAAGGAGGUGUUAAUGCUCAUGCCUGCCUACUCCACAAUAAAAAGAGAACGUGCAAAGGAGACAUAACGAGGAAUUGCAUUAAACAUGGGUGUGAUCAGUGGAAGGUCUUUAUACAGAUGGACAAUUGAUUGCAUAUUGUUCUUCACUAUCACUAGCUGCGGGCUCUGGCUUCAUGUGGAUACUUGGACUUACCAUGCUGGUCAAUCAGACUUGUCAUGGGAAAAGGCAAGGGAGUUUUGCAAAACCUACUAUACUGACUUGGUGGCAAUCCAAAAUAAAGAAGAAAUUGCCCAUCUCAAUGCCAACUUCAACUUCGUUCCAUCAUACUACUGGAUUGGGAUCAGGAAGAUUAACAAUGUUUGGACUUGGGUUGGAACCAACAAAACCCUGACGAAGGAGGCAGAGAACUGGGCGAAGAAGGAGCCCAACAACAGGCGUUCUGAUGAGGACUGUGUUGAGAUUUACAUUAAGAGGCCCAUUGAGUCUGGCAAGUGGAAUGAUGAGCGCUGUAGUAGAAAAAAGCGAGCCCUCUGCUACCAAGCUUCUUGUCAGUCUUUCUCCUGCAGCCAGCGUGGCGACUGUGUGGAGACCAUUGGAAAUUACACCUGCCAGUGUUAUCCUGGCUUCUUUGGGCCUGAGUGUGAAUAUGUUGUAAAAUGCAGGGACCUUGAUGCUGUCCAGAGACCACUGCUCAUGAACUGCAGUCAUCCACUGGAGAACUUCAGUUACAGCUCCCAAUGUGUUUUCAGUUGCGAUGAAGAAGGGUUUGAAAUGAGUGGCCGAGACUCUUUGCAGUGCUUGUCUUCUGGGAAUUGGUCAGCAGAAAUGCCACAGUGUGUAGUCAAGCAAUGUCAGGAAAUUGCGUCACCCACAAGUGGAACAAUGGACUGUAUAAACCCAAUUGCUGCCUUUGGUUACAACUCUACUUGCAAUUUUGCAUGUGAAGCUGGCUUUCAGCUCAGUGGCUCCAAGACAUUGCAUUGCAACAUAUCUGGCCAGUGGACUGCCCAUGUGCCUAUUUGCCACGCUGUUCAGUGCCAAUCCUUAGGGGUCCCUGCUCAUGGAAACUUUACCUGUGUCCAUCUCCAUGGAGAAUUUCAGUACCAAUCUAGCUGCACCUUCCUCUGCCAGAAAGGGUUUCGGUUAAUAGGAGAAGCAGUAACUCAGUGCACAGCCUCUAGAGAAUGGACAUCUCCAACCCCAGUUUGCCAAGCCAUGCAGUGCCACACUCUGCAGAGCCCCAACAAAGGGAGGAUGAACUGCUCUCAUCUGUAUGAAGAGUUUGCUUACCAAUCCACCUGUGAGUUUGCUUGUGAGCCUGGUUUUGUCUUGGCUGGAACAAAUGCAACACAUUGCUUAGCCUCUGGAAACUGGAGUGCUCCGUUACCAACAUGUCAGGUUAUUGAAUGCCCAAAGUUGGAUGCCCCUGAGAAUGGAGGAUUGAACUGCUCUCACCCUCAUGGAGACUUUGCGUACAGCUCCAGCUGCACCUUCUCCUGCGAUACGGGGUUUGUGCGCGCCGGAAAGGAAAAGCUUCAGUGCAUGGCCCUGGGAAUGUGGACGGAGAAACCACCCUCCUGUGAAGCCAUGCAGUGCCACACUCUGCAGAGCCCCAACCAAGGGAGGAUGAACUGCUCUCAUCCGUUUGAAGAGUUUGCUUACCAAUCCACCUGUGAGUUUGCCUGUGAGCCUGGUUUUGUCUUGGCUGGAACAAAUGCAACACAUUGCUUAGCCUCUGGAAACUGGAGUGCUCCGUUACCAACAUGUCAGGUUAUUGAAUGCCCAAAAUUGGAUGCCCCUGAGAAUGGAGGAUUGAACUGCUCUCACCCUCAUGGAGACUUUGCGUACAGCUCCAGCUGCACCUUCUCCUGCAAUACGGGGUUUGUGCGCGCCGGAAAGGAAAAGCUUCAGUGCAUGGCCCUGGGAAUGUGGACGGAGAAACCGCCCUCCUGUGAAGCUGUCAAGUGCUCACGUCUACACAAGCCAGACAAUGGCUAUGUUACCUGUUCUCAUCCUCGUGGAGAGUUUGCAUAUGGAUCCAGCUGCGACUUCUUCUGCAAUCCUGGUUUUCAGCUUGAGGGCUUGAAGACGCUUGAGUGCAUGGCCCUUGGAAACUGGACUGAACAACCAGCAUAUUGUAAAGCUGUCCAGUGUCCAACCCUGGAAACUCCAGACAAUGGCAAGGAAAAUUGCUCCCACCCACAUGGACACUUUGCCUACAAUUCCAGCUGCAUCUUCUCCUGCAACUCUGGUUUUGAGCUAGCUGGAUCAGAAAAGAUUGUGUGCACAGAUCAAGGAAACUGGACAGAGGAUAUACCUAUCUGUGAAGCUACCAAAUGCCCAGUGCUGGAUACUCUGAUGAAUGGAUGGUUAAACUGCUCUCAUCCUCUUGGAAACUUCACGUAUAACUCGAGCUGCAUCUUCUUUUGUGACAUGGGUUUUGUAAGAGUUGGAUCUGAGCUGCGUAAUUGUAUGGCCUUGGGAGAGUGGACAGGAACAGCACCAUCCUGUGAAGCCAUGAAGUGUCCCCAGCUGGGGGUCCUGGAGCAUAUGGAGAUGAACUGCUCCCAUCCUUGGAGCCUCUUCAGCUAUCAGUCAGCUUGUCACUUCCACUGUGCUGAGGGGUUUAUCCUAAAUGGAACGAGCAGGAUGCAGUGCCAACCUGAUGGCCGCUGGUCUGCUGAGCUGCCUGUCUGUCAAGAAAAUGUUGCCGUUGUUCUCAAGCAGUCUCUACUUUAUACUGGAGGAGUUGCAGCGUCAGUUGUUGCCCUGGUGCUCUCUGGGGCUCUAAUAGCUAUGGCAAUCAGACGUUUCACCAAAAGAGAGAAAAGAAAGAGGCUUCUGAACUCUGACAGUGAUUUGGGGACAACUGGUGUAUUCUCCAAUGCAGGAUUUGACUCCUAAUCCUAAAGAAAGCCAGCAGGUGUAUUGGUUUCAGUUCAUAUGGCCAUGGGAGAAAAGUGCCAACAGAAUGGAAUUUUCCUGCACCUUCGUUCAUUUCUGCUGCCACAGUUAGUGAAGAGUCUGUUCGAUAAAUCCAUGCUGGAGCAUCUAAUUUUGUUCUAAUAUCCUAUGCUGAGUUUCCAUUUACCAACCAGUUGUAGCACUAGCAUUUAAAGGAUCUCAAACCUUCUCAUCAUUCAUUGUCAUGUUCCUGCCAGCUAAGAUCAUAUUCUUCAAGGAUCCACAUUCUCCCUAUGCUGCCAGACUCCAAUCACUUUGCAACAUUAGGAGCCUUCACUGCCAAAAGAUCUUGUAAGAAUGCUACUGCUGAGAAACGUUUUCAACACUUGUUGUAAAAGACUGCUUUUAUGGAAAGAGUGAUUCCUACUGCUCCAUCCAGACACCAUCUGCCAUCUGUAAUCUGCUUUUAAAAAACUAAGCCUGGAUUCACUAUUCCUCAGAUGACCAGGGCACUUUCCAGACUAGCCAUUCAAAAGUGGCAAAAUGCCCCGUUCAGGCAAAUCACUUUCAAAACGUAAAACCUGAAGGGGGAGCAGUCUCGCAAAAACUAACAACUUGACUUUGUAGCACUAAGUCACAGUGAUUAAAUUCGAAACAAGGCAUCCAACAUAUGAAUGGCACCCUGGUGCUUUCAUUGGGACUGCGGUGUCAUGACACAGGAAGUGUGGAAGCACACUUCAGAGAUGUGUCAUGACCCAGUUGCAGGGUCUAGUCUGGAAAGCACCCAGAUCACCUAACACAUACAGAUCUCAGAUCUGGUUACUACUGCAUCUUGCCUUUAUCAUGCUGUGAUAUCUCCAGACUCGGAAAUGUUAAUACAGGUGGUCCUUGUUAUUUUGUUGGUGUUCCAUUCUCGCUUAUAGGCGCAAAUAUGGAACUGUGAAUAGUGAAACCCAUGGGAAUCUAGGUGUUAGGUUCCUACACACAUACAAAGUGCUAAAAAUCAGGGAGAGGGGAGCAUAAGAGAAAUAAAUUACUCUGCCUUGCUCUCCAAGUCUCCAGCUCUCCAGCUUCUCCCAAAGCCCCAAUUCCUCCAAUUUUAGCAAAAUGUGUAGAUUUUUUUUUU